CUGUGUCCGAUCCUUCACGACCAUGCUCAAGUUAUUUUGGAUCGUAUGCGUUGUAUCGCUAUUAAUCGCUGUAGCUGCAGCCGGAAAAGACUAUUACGAUAUCCUGACAGUUCCACGCGAUGCAUCAAAAGCUCAAAUCAAAAAGGCAUACAAGAAGCUCUCCAAAAUCUAUCACCCAGAUAAGAAUCCAGGAGAUCAAGGCGCAAAGGACAAAUUUGUCGAACUGUCCGAUGCCUAUGCUGUCCUGACCGAUGAUGAUAAGCGAAGAAUCUACGACCAGUAUGGAGAGGAAGGAUUGAAUCAACAAAAUGGCGGCGGUGGUGGUUUCCAUAACCCUUUUGACAUUUUCCAGCAAUUCUUUGGCGGUGGUGGCAAUGGUCGUCAGCAAGAGAGAAGAGGACCCGAUAUGAAUUUGGAAAUUGAUGUCACUUUGGAAGAGCUUUAUCAUGGCAAGUCGGUGAAUGUGGAGGUCUCAAAACAAGUGGUUUGUGACCAUUGCUUUGGAACCGGCGCCGAAAACUCGGAGGACGUCGUCACCUGCUCAACCUGCCACGGCAAAGGCUACCAGGUGUUUGAGAUGCAACUUGGACCACAUAUGGUACAACAAUUCCAGCAACAAUGUGAUCAAUGCCGUGGCAAAGGAAAAGUGAUUCGUCAUGUCUGUACCGUCUGCCAAGGUAACAAAGUCAGGCGCGGCAACGAGCUAUAUACCAUCAAUAUCGAUAAAGGAAUGAAGGAUGGAGAAGUCAUUACACUUGAACGAGAGGCAGAUGAAUACCCGGAAGAGGUGAUUCCCGGCGAUAUCCACUUCAUUAUUAAAGCACAACCUCAUCGUCGUUUUGAACGAAGAGGCGAUCAUCUAAGGAUACAAGAAACUAUCAAUUUAUACGAGGCUUUGGCAGGAUUUGAACAUAAUAUCGAGCAAUUGGAUGGCAGGAACAUCACUCUGAAACGAUCAGGAGUUACUCAAUAUGGUUUGGUUGAGAAAGUAGCUGGAGAAGGCAUGCCAAUUGACCAUGGCUCAAAAGCUGGCGAUCUCUACGUUGAGUACAAGGUCAUUUUCCCUACGCAUGUUGACAAGGAGAUCAUCCAAGGUACGUAGUAUAGGCAACCUGAUGGCCUAAUUAUGGCAACUGAUGCUGACGGGGUUUCUCUUUUGGCUGUUAGCAAUUGAAAAAGGUGCCCAUUAUCCUGAAGUUCCUGCUCACGAAGAGCUCUGAACUUAGAUGCGUGAUUACCACUUCCAUAUUAUAGCUAGCCAUUUCACUUUUCCUUAUAUACAGCUGGCUGGUUUACAUCUGCCAUUGCCUACAACGUGUAGGGUAGUGUUCCAGAGAAUACCUUUCUCUAACAUGUUGGCAUAGAAUUUUUGGGAUAACUGUAGAGUGUCUUUCUUAAAACGUACAAUAAAAUAACGAAACAUCAUUAAAAAUU
Umbelopsis ramanniana AG is the source of this 1434-nucleotide messenger RNA. RefSeq lists its product as uncharacterized. Gene Ontology annotation, molecular function: Hsp70 protein binding; ATP binding. Gene Ontology annotation, biological process: protein refolding; response to heat. The coding region runs from base 23 to 1102 and encodes 359 amino acids. The transcript is spliced from 6 exons. Gene Ontology annotation, cellular component: cytoplasm. The record is from RefSeq and is a predicted model, not a curated record. Lineage: Eukaryota; Fungi; Mucoromycota; Umbelopsidomycetes; Umbelopsidales; Umbelopsidaceae.